CUAUAUUUGUAAUUACAAUUUAUUUUAUUUUAAAUUAGCAUUGCUUUUAAUUAACAAAGCAACCAAAAACGAACCCCAGUCGCACAAGCUGACCUAUUGGCCAUGCCGGACGACACGCAGGAUGCCAAAGCACAGAAAUUGGCUGCAGCGCGUAAAAAGCUGAAGGAGUAUCAGCAGCGCUGCAACAACAAUGUUGAGGAGAAUGCUGGCAACAACACCAACACCAACUCAUCCACAGUGAGCAUUGCCAGUAAUCUGUCGGAACGCUCCGACUGUGAGUUGAGCUUAAGCAACGGCGGCGGCGUCAGCGUCGGCGCAACGCAGCAGCAGCCACUGGAACAGGCAGCAACAACAACAGCAAUGACAGGAGUGGCUGCAUACUUUACACAGCCACUGUUGGAACAGGAGCCAAUGCCACAGUCCUUAUGGUCGCACAAUGGACAAGGCGAUACAAAUUUGCAGACUAUACAAGUGUUAAUUGCUGAAAAGGCUCAAUUGAACACCGAGUUGACCAAGAGCCGGCAUGUGUGUCGCGAGCGUGAAUUGGAACUGGAGGAGCUGCGCACAGAGCAUGGCCAGACGGGGCAGCGGUUGGAGCAGCUGCAGCAGCGUUACCAGGAACAGCAACGCAGCACGGAACAGCAGCGCAAUCAAAUUGCAGAGCUGCAGCACAAGUUGAUGCAGUCAACUGCCCAAACCGAGGAUCAGCAGACGCAUCUGGGCGAGCUGGAAGCGCAGCUUAAACAGUUAAAUGCAAGACUGGAUGAACUGCAGCAACAGCAUGCAACCAAAUGCAAUGAACUGGACAUGGCACAGCUGCGUCUACGUCAGCUCUCGGAUGAGUCCAAUGUCAAUGCCGACAAUCGCAUUGAAACGCUCACACAAACGCAGUACAUGUACGAGCAACAAAUACGAGAUCUGCAGCAGAUGGUGAGCCAGCUGACGCAGGACAAGGAGCAGGCGGCUAUUCAGUAUCAAAACUACGUGGCCAAUUUAAACGAACGUAAUUCCGAACUGGGAGAGGAGUGCAAUCAGCUCAGGGAGCGUGAGCGUCAACUGGUGGAGCAUGUGAGCGGCCUGGAACGGGAAAUCCAAAAGAACCUGACACUGCAGACGCAAUACAAGGAGGCAGCGAGCCAGCAGGCUCAGCAGACACAGGAACCGCCCGAGCCUGUGCCAAGUGCGGAGUUGGCAGCGCUGCAGGAACGCAUCAGCGAUUUCGAAUUUGAGCGUCAUGAAUUCCAGUUGAAGAUCAAAUCGCAGCAUGAUCAACUCCAGUUAAAGGAUGACGCACUCACUGAACUGCAGCAGGAACUGAAUCGUUUGCAAACGGAGCAGCCCGAUCAGGUCAAGUUGAUGGCCACCAUGGAAUCCGAUAAAGUGGCCGCAUCGCGAGCUCUUAGCCAAAAUGUUGAAAUGAAACAACAACUGGAUGAACUGGAGCAGCGAUUUGUCCAGCUGACCAAUGACAAAGUCGAUCUGGUUAAUAAACUAGAUGCCGAGGAGUUUGCCAAUCGGGAGAUGCGUCUCAACUAUGCCAGCAUGGAGCAAAAGUUACAGGCCAACGAGGAGCGCUUCAAAUUCAAGGACGAGGAGAUGAUACGACUCUCGCACGAAAAUGUCGAGCUGCAGCGUGCCCAGCUUAUGCUGCAGCAGCAACUGGACCGACUGCAGCACUAUGAAGCCAAGGCUUAUCACAGCCAGGAGCUUAAGGAGCAGCCUUCUUCAGCUGAGGAGGAAGUUGCAGAAGGCGCUGUGGAGGCCCAGGAGCAUGAUCACUUGCAUGAGCAUGAUCAUCAGCAUCAUCCUCAACAUCAUCCCCAGCAUGAGCAUGAAGAGCAUUCCCAAGAUGAGCACUUGUCCAGCUGCAAGACGCCAUCGCUGCCCACCGCUGAGGCAGUGGAAAAGUUGCAGUCCCGCUUCACGACACUUAUCAGCAAAGUGGCGGAUCUUACCGAGGAGAAGCACAACCUGGAGCAUCUGGUGUUGCAGCUACAGAGUGAAACGGAAACCAUUGGCGAAUACAUUGCCCUCUAUCAGACACAGAGGCGUAUGCUAAAACAGCGCGAAUACGAGAAGGCAGCACAGAUGCGUUUGCUUAAAGCAGAGCGGGAACAGCUGCGGGAAAAGAUUGAGGCACUCAACAAGCUGGUGGGUAGCCUGGGCUUGGCCGUGGAGCUUCCUGCAGAGACACCACAGUCGGCGACAGAAGGCAACGUCCCCACGGAGCAACAACAUUUGAUCCAACGAAACGAUAACGAGAAGGAUAACGAAAACUCGCAACAAAUACUGCACAAGAUACAGGACAUAAUAACAGAAAUUAAAGAGAAUACGGAGCAGACGCCAGCUUCGUUGUCCAACACUGGCCACACUGGACACGCCGUGGAUCAUUUGAACUGCUGCCUGGGCAAGUUUGAGGUUGUCUAGCCCAAAGAAAAUCCUAGUGUAGUAAACUCAUUGUAAUCAAAGUGCAAUUAUCUGUUAGCCUUGCGCUUUUCUGUAAAAAAAAAAGAAAAAAAUAUAUAUAAUACGCGUUUUUGCUUUGGCCCGUCUCUGUAGUUUCUAUACGACUUUUUGUAUACUAUGUUUCAUGAAUAUUCUUACUCCGUACAAUACAUAAAUAAAAUAUUUAAAACUA
Molecule: messenger RNA, 2638 nt
Organism: Drosophila innubila
Lineage: Eukaryota; Metazoa; Arthropoda; Insecta; Diptera; Drosophilidae
Product: golgin subfamily A member 2
Exons: 4
Coding region: 103-2427 (774 amino acids)
Biological process (GO): Golgi organization
Cellular component (GO): Golgi cisterna membrane; Golgi apparatus; Golgi cis cisterna
Source: RefSeq, a predicted model, not a curated record